Molecule: messenger RNA, 1014 nt
Organism: Colletotrichum phormii
Lineage: Eukaryota; Fungi; Ascomycota; Sordariomycetes; Glomerellales; Glomerellaceae
Product: glycosyl hydrolase
Exons: 2
Coding region: 198-941 (247 amino acids)
Source: RefSeq, a predicted model, not a curated record
AUUAUCCUCAAUUGAGUUUGCCAUUACAAACUUACUUAGCCAAAGUCCCCAUCAACGACAAAGGUACACCCACCACUCGAAUCUGACCGCAAUACCAAGAAAAGACUUCAUUUCAGAGAAAACCCCACUCACCCCGCCAAACCACACCCCACUAUCACGAUCCUCCUCUGACGACGACACCAGUCACAACGACCAUCAUGACGCCCAACCCUAAGCCGGCGAGGGAGCCUUUCCGCGUUCUGGCCUUUAGCAAGACCUCUGGCUUUCGACACGACUGCAUUGAAGCGGCUGUCUCCGCCGUGAAAGCCCUUGGCAAGCACACGGGACUCUUCACCGUCGACGCCAGCGAAGACGCCGAAGCCUCUAUCAACCCUCGAUCCUUGGCAACGUACGCGACGGUUGUCUUCCUUCACUGCACCGGAACGUUCCUCAAUGUUGAGCAAUUGUCGGCUUUGAAGGGCCACGUAAAUUCGGGCGGCGGAUUCGUGGGGGUGCACGCUGCCGCCUCAGGGUUAAGGGAGGAUGAUUGGUACGGCAAGCUGGUCGGCGCGCAUUUCGACCAGCAUCCGCCGCCCGAAGAGGGCACCUGUGUCAUUGAAGAUCCGGGGCAUUUCAUAAUGCGAGGGCGAGGCGGAAACCAUCCGGCGGAGGCUUGUAAUGAUGUCCGGAAACAGUGGACGGACGAGUGGUACAACUUUCUGUCGCACCCCAGGGACAAGGACAACCACAUCCUGGCUCGGGGCGACCCGACAAGCUUCCAAGGCGGCUCUAUGGGGGACGAUCACCCGCUUGUGUGGUGUCAAGAGUUCGACGGUGGGAGAUCGUUCUAUACAGCCCUGGGCCACUAUGAAGAGGCGUAUGAGGACGAAUGGUUCGUUGGACAGAUUCUCAGGGCCAUCCUCUGGACUGCUCGUCGUGAGGAAGUCAUCCCAGACGUAUGAUUUGCCAAGAGUGAGAGACGAAGGACACACGCUUGGCGCCGUCGGUCAUGAAUCAGUAAACAUUACGGGGCGC